AUGGCAAAUGUAAUUUCGGGUUAUAUUUUGUGUUCCGUUUCUUUGCACACAAUGACUGCUAUAGCUGUGGACAGACUUCUCUCCCUGUUACUGGGGAUCAGAUAUAGACAAGUUGUAACUUCGAAGAGAAUAUGUGUAACUUUAACGGUUACGUGGGUUUGGUCAUUUGCCGGCACAUCAAGCGUGUUAUGGAAUCCCCUUGUAGCACGAUGGUGGAUAUACUUCACCAUACCUCUCUGUCUGGUAACCCCGGGUAUCUGUUACGCAAAAAUUUUCAUCACUCUUCGCGGUCAUAGCCAAGUU
Messenger RNA from Porites evermanni, 303 nucleotides. NCBI's taxonomy places the organism in Eukaryota, Metazoa, Cnidaria, Anthozoa, Scleractinia, Poritidae. The record is from the annotation of a GenBank genome assembly.